UCUUGCUUAAAUGGAAAAAAUAAAUAUAUAUUCGGCUUAAAAUUGAAAUAAAAUCUCCUUUAAUUAUUAUUUAUUAAAGAUUUUAAUUUAGAACAAUUUUUAACAAGCGAAAAAAUAACAAAUUAAAAUAACGACUGUAUAAGUAAUAAUGAUUCCUAAAAAUCUUCAAUAUCUACACAAUCUUAAAAUUCAUAAACAUCGUCUCAUAACUAUAUUUCUUUUGAAGAUUUAUAAUAUAAAUAUUUAAAUGAUUUAAAAUAAUAGCUUAAAAGUAAAAAAAAAAAAUAUUUCUUUAUAUAAAUAUAACUAAAAAAAUAGAUUGUAUAGUUAAAAAAAAAUUCCGAUUAAAUUAAAAGAUGUUUCUGGAAACAAUUACGCUAAAAAAUGUAUUCAAGAAAGUAUUAUUUUACCAAAUAUAUACCCUAAUUUAUUUUCAAAUGGAAAACCAAAGCCAUGGAAUAAAAUAUUAUUAUAUGGACCUCCUGGAGUUGGAAAAACAAUGAUUUGUUAGGCUAUUUGUAAUGAAACAUAAGCUACUCCUAUAUGGGUAUCAUUAACUGAUAUUACAUCAAAAUUUAUAGGAGAAUCAGAAAAAUUAUUAAAAAUUUUGUUUGAUUUAGCUAAAGAAAAUGCUCCUAGUGUUUUAAUUUUUGAUGAAAUGGACUCUAUUGGUAGAAAAAGAAACGGGAGUGAAACUGAAACUGAAAGAAGAAUAAAAACUUAGUAUUUGAAAUAAUUAGAUGAAAUAGAUAAUAUUCCAGAAUAAAUAUAUGUAAUAGCCACUACUAAUAUGCCUUGGGAAUUAGAUGUAGCAGUAAUAAGAAGAUUUUAAAGAAAAAUAUUAUUACCUUUACCUAAAAAUGAUGAUAGAUUACUUAUUUUUAAAAACUUUUUAGGAUAAAAAAAUCAUGAUAUUAAAGAAAAUGAAUAUUAAUGUUUAGCCGAAUUAACUGAAGGUUAUAGUGGCUCUGAUAUAACAACUAUUAUAAACGAAGCAUUUAUGAGACCUAUAUAUGAAUUAUAAUUGUCUUAAUAUUUUAAAAAAAUAAAGAAAAUGUGUUUUUAAUAUAUAAUGAUAAAACAAAAAAAUUAACUUUUAUUUUUUUGUUUAUAUAGUCAUGUUGAAAAUGAUAUAAAUAAUUUUUUUUAUGUUUCAUGUAAUUAAAAUGAUAAAGGUGCGGAAUAAAAAUAACUUUCGGAUAUAAAUCCUGUUUAAAUUAUCUUAAGAAAUGUUUAAAUUGUAAGUUUUAAGUUUUUAAAAUAUUUUUUAUUUUAUUUUAUUAUUAGAAAGAUUUAAAAGAAAGUAUUAAAAAUUGUAAGCCGAGUGUAAGUAAAAGUUUUCUAUAAUUAUACAAUAAAUUUUUAUUGAAAUAUGGACAUAUUGAUU
Messenger RNA from Ichthyophthirius multifiliis, 1387 nucleotides. RefSeq names its product vacuolar sorting ATPase, putative. Lineage: Eukaryota; Ciliophora; Oligohymenophorea; Hymenostomatida. Gene Ontology annotation, molecular function: ATP hydrolysis activity; ATP binding. The record is from RefSeq and is a predicted model, not a curated record. The transcript has 3 exons. Gene Ontology annotation, biological process: vacuole organization; endosomal transport.